Molecule: messenger RNA, 5510 nt
Organism: Amphiprion ocellaris (clown anemonefish)
Lineage: Eukaryota; Metazoa; Chordata; Actinopteri; Pomacentridae
Gene: srpk3
Product: SRSF protein kinase 3
Exons: 17
Coding region: 461-3544 (1027 amino acids)
Biological process (GO): protein phosphorylation; regulation of mRNA processing; spliceosomal complex assembly
Molecular function (GO): ATP binding; protein kinase activity
Source: RefSeq, a predicted model, not a curated record
AUGCGCACAAGCCGGUGUCCAGUGUCAGCAGCUGUUGAGUCCAUGAACGGACCGAGACACUCAAUGACCGCGUGCACCCGCUAUAGCCGGUGCUGACCUGGUACACAACCGGACUGACUUUAUACUGACACGGCACAGAGCCGGGCCGGACCCUGAAGGUAGAGCCGCUGGAGUUAGCAGCUAACAGCUAACUGACAGCAGCCCGUCAGCUGUUAACGGAGCUAACGGGCUAACGCAGCUAACGGUACUGACGGUGCUAACGGAGCUAACGGUGCCACGCGCUGACCCGAGUCACUGUCUGGAUCCUCGGAACCUCCUCCAGCCGGACUGUCUCCGGCGUUCAGCGGUUGGUUCUGGUGAAGCUCCGGCGGAUACAGAAGGCUACAUAACCGGUAGAGCUCUGCUAACCGGGCCGGGAGAGACGCUUCAACCCGGUUCGGUAGGAGGACCGGGAGCCGACAUGUUGAUAGCAGCAGUCGGUUCUGGACAUGGAAACUCUGCUGCCUCCGGAAAGAAACACCGGCGGAGAGGCAAGAAGCACCGGAGGGUCCGAGCAGACGAGAACCGGCCUGAUGACAUCUGUGACCUCCAGAGUUUGAACGUUGAUGACAGCCUGCCUCCACACAGUUACCCCCAACUGCCCCCAACACCUCCACAGAGUUACCCCCAGCUGCCCCCAACACCUCCACAGAGUUACCCCCAACUGCCCCCAACACCUCCACAGAGUUACCCCCAACUGCCCCAAACACCUCCACAGAGUUACCCCCAGCUGCCCCAAACACCUCCACAGAGUUACCCCCAACUGCCCCAAACACCUCAACAGAAUUACCCCCAACUGCCCCAAACACCUCCACAGAGUUACCCCCAACUGCCCCAAACACCUCCACAGAGUUACCCCCAGCUGCCCCCAACACCUCCACAGAGUUACCCCCAACUGCCCCAAACACCUCCACAGAGUUACCCCCAGCUGCCCCAAACACCUCCACAGAGUUACCCCCAACUGCCCCAAACACCUCCACAGAGUUGCCCCCAGCUGCCCCAAACACCUCCACAGAGUUACCCCCAACUGCCCCAAACACCUCCACAGAAUGACCCCCAACUGCCCCAAACACCUCCACAGAGUUACCCCCAGUUGCCCCAAACACCUCCACAGAAUGACCCCCAACUGCCCCAAACACCUCCACAGAGUUACCCCCAGUUGCCCCAAACACCUCCACAGAGUUACCCCCAGCUGCCCUCAGCAUCUCCACAGAGUUACCCCCAGACUGCCCAUCUGCCCCAGAGCACUCUCGAAACCAGCCCCUCACCAGGAACCCCACCAACACGUCCAGAUGACCCCAGUGAAACCACCCCAUCACCCAUCGAACCUACCCUGUUGCCCCCUCAGGUUGCCCCCAGAACCCCGUCACACAUCGAACCUACCCCGUUGCCCCCUCAGAUUGCCCCAAGAACCCCGUCACCAUUCCCCCAUCACACACCACCCGCUGCAGAUACAAUAAACCCUCCUGUAGCUCCGCCUCCUCCUGACAACACCCUCCAAACCUCACUGUUCUUCAGCCAAUCACCUCCUACCAUAACACUAAGCCCCACCCACAGUUGCCGUCACUCACCACCAACUGUUAGCCAAAUAAUUACCCAGAAUUCUUUCAGAUCGCCUCAUAGGACUCUUGUCAAAUCACCUCCAGCCUCACCUCACAGCGUUACCCACAAUGCCUCGGACUCGACAUCAGUAUUGUCCAAAGCUCCUCCCACCCCUCCGUUAAGCCCUGCCUACCCAGACCCCUUCCUGCUGACCUCAGUGACCUUUACUUCUUCCCACCUCUACUCCCCCCUCUGCACCUCUCCUGCCUCUUUCCUGCGAUCCCUCGACCCUCUGGGCCCUCCCAUUGGUCUGCCUCCUGUGAUGUCAUCAGCCACCCAACAAUUGACCACGCCCCAUACACCACUGAGCCCGCCCCCCGCUGAGUUCACCCCGCCUCCUGCUCAGCUGCUGGGCUCCGAUGACGAGGAGCAGGAGGACCCGUCAGACUACUGCAAAGGCGGUUACUACCCGGUGAAGAUUGGCGACCUGUUCAACGGGAGGUACCACGUGGUCAGGAAGCUGGGCUGGGGACACUUCUCCACCGUGUGGCUCUGCUGGGACCUGCAGAAGAAGCGUUUCGUGGCGCUGAAGGUGGUGAAGAGCGCUCCUCAUUACACCGAGACGGCGCUGGACGAGAUUAAACUGCUGCGAUGUGUGAGAGACAGCGACCCCUCUGACCCCUACAGGGAAACCAUCGUCCAACUUAUUGACGACUUCAAAAUCUCAGGAGUCAAUGGAGUGCAUGUUUGCAUGGUUCUGGAGGUUUUGGGUCAUCAGCUGUUAAAGUGGAUCAUCAAGUCAAACUAUAUGGGGCUUCCUCUGGUGUGUGUGAAGACCAUCAUCAGACAGGUGCUGCAGGGACUAGACUACCUCCACACCAAAUGUAAGAUCAUCCACACCGACAUCAAACCAGAGAACAUCCUGUUGGACGCUGAUGAGGUUUACAUCAGAAGAUUGGCAGCUGAAGCCACCAACUGGCAGAGAGCCGGAGCCCCGCCCCCUUCUGGGUCAUCAGUUAGCACGGCUCCCAGGGAUCUCCAGGUAAGUGUCCAGGUUGGAAAAUUGUCAAAAAACAAGAAGAAGAAGUUGAAGAGAAAAGCGAAACGUCAACAGAAACUGUUGGAGGAGAGACUGAUGGAUAUACAGAGGAUGGAGGAGGAGGACGAACUGCAGCAACCUGAAGAUACAGACAAUACCUUUGUCAAUGGCAACACUUCCUGCUCCACAGCCAAUAGCAAAGCCAGCCCUGAGUCCAGCAGCUCCUGGUUGGAGGACAAGUGUAAUGGCCACGCCCCCGGACGGUUCUCCAGCCCCGCCUCCGGCCUAUCAGGGUUCUCCAGCUCUGUGAUGUCAGCGACGUCUGAGUCUGCACUUUCUGCUCAGUCUGGAUGCUCGAGUGGACGAGACGUGUUCAGCGCCUCAGACUUCGUCCUCAGUCCUCUGGAUCCUCAGAACGCCGAACGGCUGCGAGUGAAGAUCGCUGAUCUGGGAAACGCCUGCUGGGUGCACAAACACUUCACAGAGGACAUCCAGACCCGACAGUACCGGGCGCUGGAAGUUCUGAUCGGAGCAGAAUACGGACCGCCGGCCGACAUCUGGAGCACCGCCUGCAUGGCCUUUGAGCUGGCGACAGGAGAUUAUCUGUUUGAACCUCAUUCAGGAGAAGACUACACCAGAGACGAAGAUCACAUCGCUCACAUCAUCGAGCUGCUCGGACCCAUUCCUCUGCCUUUCGCUCUGUCUGGAAGGUACUCCAGAGAGUACUUCAACAGGAGAGGUGAGCUGCGUCACAUCUCCAGCCUGAAGCCGUGGGGUUUGUUCGAGGUUCUGUUGGAGAAGUACGAGUGGCCUCUGGACCAGGCGGCUCAGUUCAGUGACUUCCUGCUGACCAUGUUGGACCUGCAGCCUGAACGCAGGGCGACAGCAGCGCAGUGUCUGCAGCAUGCAUGGCUGCACUCUUAGACACUUCCUGUCUGACCCAUGGAGGAGGGAAACUAUCACCUCCACUGAUACGUUCAACACCAGACUGGAUGGGUGGUCCAUCAGCUGAUCACCUGAACCCUGAAUCCAAACUGAUCUGAUGUCAGCUUUGUAGCUCCACAGGUAGCAUGUUAGCAACAGGUUGCCUAGGACUAACGGGUAGGUAGAAGCACACCUGGACACACACACACCUGGACAGAGACACCUGGACACACACACCUGGACAGAGACACCUGGACACACACCCAGACAGAGACAUUUGGACACACACACCUGGACGGAGACACCUGGACACACACCUGGACAGAGACACCCGGACACACACACCUGGACAGAGACACCUGGACACACACACCCGGACGGAGACACCUGGACAGACACCUGGACGGAGACACCUGGACACACACCUGGACAGAGACACCUGGACACACACCUGGACACACACACCUGGACAGAGACACCUGGACAGACACCUGGACAGAGACACCUGGACACACACACCCGGACGGAGACACCUGGACAGACACCUGGACACAGACACCUGGACGGAGACACCUGGACACACACACCUGGACAGAGACACCUGGACACACACACACCUGGACAGAGACACCUGGACACAGACACCUGGACGGAGACACCUGGACGGAGACACCUGGACGGAGACACCUGGACACACACCUGGACAGAGACACCUGGACACACACACUUGGACAGACACACCUGGACACACACACCUGGACGGAGACACUUGGACACACACCUGGACACACCUGGACGGAGACACCUGGACACACACACCUGGACACAGACACCUGGACGGAGACACCUGGACACACACACCUGGACACAGACACCUGGACGGAGACACCUGGACACACACACUUGGACAGACACACCUGGACGGAGACACCUGGACACACACUUGGACAGACACACCUGGACACAGACACCUGGACACACACACUUGGCAGCUCCAUGUUCUGUUUUUCGAUCUGCUGUUUUCACAUCUGAUGUUCAGAUUAUUGAGUCUAAAGUCAGAGUUUAUACCUGCUGCAUCUCCAUGGUAACCAAUGCUGCACAGGUAGAUCUCCAUGGUAACCGAUGCUGCACAGAUAGAUCUCCAUUGUAACUGAACAUAAACAAAGCCCUGAUAGGUUAACCCUGCUAGACAGUGCGGGUUCCUCGGGUGUUCCUCAGGUCCAGUAAGAUCCCUGAUGUUUCUGAUCAGACUCAUUGAUCUGAUGUGUGAUUGGCCCAGGAGCCUGUAGCAUUUUUAUAUGUUGUAUGUUCAACCUGAACACACUCUGAACCAGUUACAUGUCAAACCUUCUGUAAUACCUUCAGUUAAAAGCUUCUGUUGAAAAUGAUUUAGAGUUUAAAAAAACAUGUUUGGAUUCUGUCUCAAUGUCGUUCGCAACACGCUACAUGCUACAGCUGGAGUUUAGUUUCCCUCCUGCAGAAUCACAUUUUUUGUUCUUAUUUUUCAAUGGUCUUCUGUUAGUUUUUAUUUUCUGCCUGUCUGUCGCCUCCUGCUGCUCCUGAGAGACGAUUAAUGAUUGAUUAUUGAUCGGAGACUCCUGAACCUCCGCGAUGAACAUGAGUUUUAUUAGAAAAAGCACACUAUAGCUUCCUGUCACUGCAUUACUGACGACAGUAUUAUUGAUGGAGUUAUUAUUGAUGAUGGCAUUAUUGGAGGUAUUACUGAUGAAGAGCUUACUGACUUUAUUGACGACAGUAUUUAUAUGUGUAGCUGAACUUGAGUCGUCCUCGGCUUCCUGCUCUCACCUCUUUCUAUGUUCAUAUAAUAAACAGUGCCUUGAAACAGCCCUGACCCCGCCCCCUCCUCCCUGUCAGUGACAUCACAGUGAUGUAAAAGGUUUUUCUACAUGCGUCUGUGUGGACUGUUGUUCUGUGAAAAUAAAGACAACUGAUCGCUGGUUUCUGA